AUGCCCGGCGAGGAGGAGGAGCGGGCCUUCCUGGCCGCCCGCGAGGAGCUGGCCGCCGCCUUGAGGAAGGACUCCGGGCAGACGUUUUCCGUGGAGCAGCUCUGGCCGCUGCUCGCCACCCCUCUGCCGCCCUCCGCCCGCUACCAGCAGCUGGACGCCGCGCGCCUGGUCCGCUGCAAUGCCCGCGGGCCGCCCCAAACCUACCUCAUCACCCUUUCCACGGCCCUGAACAUCCUAGAGAAAUACGGCCGCAACCUCCUCAGCCCUCAGAGGCCACGGUAUUGGCGCGGGGUCAAGUUUAAUAACCCGGUCUUUCGGAGUACGGUGGAUGCUGUGCAGGGGGGCCGGGAUGUCCUGCGAUUGUAUGGCUACACCGAGGAGCAGCCGGAUGGGUUAAGCUUCCCUCAGGGGCAAGAAGAUCCAGAUGAGCACCAGGUAGCUACAGUCACACUGGAAGUCCUGUUACUUCGGACGGAGCUCAGUAUGCUGUUACAGAAAACUCAUCCAAGACAGCACGCACUGGAGCAGCUGCUGAAUGACAAGGCUGAAGAUGAUGCAAGGAAGGCAGGAAUGGGCUCUGGGACCUGGUGA
Messenger RNA from Pipistrellus nathusii (Nathusius's pipistrelle), 591 nucleotides. NCBI's taxonomy places the organism in Eukaryota, Metazoa, Chordata, Mammalia, Chiroptera, Vespertilionidae. The record is from the annotation of a GenBank genome assembly.